CGCUUGAGCACACAUUUGCCCUAUCACCCUCCACCUCGAUCAAUAUUACACAAACACGUUUUGCCCUGUAGGAAUCAUACUAACAUGGCCAUCUCAGCAAUAAUCCCUAAGCUCGCCUGCAUUGCCCUCAUGUGGCUCGUGGUGGGCGCUCCCGACAGGGUGGAAUCGGCAGUGACGUGCAACCAGGUGGUGAAUUACCUGACUCCGUGCGUGAACUAUGUGCUGAACGGGGGCAUGGUACCCCAGCCGUGCUGUACCGGUGUCCGCACUCUGUAUGCCGCGGCCAGUACCACCCAAGACCGCCAGGGCGUAUGCAACUGCCUGAAGUCUGUUGUUAACGGGUCACCAAUCUCAAGCUCCAGCACCAACAACGCGGCUAGCCUCCCCGGCAAGUGCGGUGUCAACCUGCCUUACAAGAUCAGCCCUUCUACCGACUGCAAGAGCGUGAAGUGAACUACAUAUGCAAAUCCGACGGUUCUCUAAGCACAGUAUAAGCGGCUAAUAAGAGCGUGAAAUUAACCUGAAGACGGACCACGGUGCUGUUUGACGCAGGCUCCGUGAUCGUGAUUGAUGAAUCUUGCGGCUAGUUUAUUAUUGUGUUCGAUCCCUUAGGAAUCAGUCGUACGUUUUAGGACUUCUUUUGUUCGUGUGUGAGGCAUUAGUUACUAUAUAUAUAUAUAUAUGUGUGUGUGUUUUCCUUUUUGGGUUUCUCGCUCGUAUCAAGAACCCUGUACUUGAAGGUUGUGCCUUUGUGGCUAAUGCAGUAGAUGUCGUUUUGAAUUAUUAUUACGAACAUCGAUCUUUUCCUU
Punica granatum (pomegranate) is the source of this 809-nucleotide messenger RNA. The record is from RefSeq and is a predicted model, not a curated record. Lineage: Eukaryota; Viridiplantae; Streptophyta; Magnoliopsida; Myrtales; Lythraceae.